UUUAGAUGCACAGAGAUACCACGGAGAGUGAAUAAAACCUGGGUCACUCCACAAAAACAGCUCGGUGGUCGUUUGUACCUGGGUUGUUUGUCCUGCUUGUGUUUCCACCAUGGCUUGGACAAACUACCAGCUGUUCCUUGCGGGACUUAUGCUAACAACAGGCUCCAUCAACACAUUAUCGGCAAAAUGGGCUGAUAUGUUCUCAGCACAGGGAUGCCAUGAUGACCCUGAACAUAGAUUUUCUCACCCAUUUGUGCAGGCGGUGGGUAUGUUCCUGGGAGAGUUCAGUUGUCUCGCAGUCUUCUACAUCUUGCUUUGCCAUGACAGACGUAGACCAGAGCCCAUCAUGAACCCAGGGCAGAGUUUCAACCCCCUGCUGUUCUUCCCACCCGCCAUGUGUGACAUGACGGCCACCUCCAUCAUGUAUGUUGCCCUCAACAUGACAAGCGCCUCCAGUUUCCAGAUGCUUCGCGGCGCCGUCAUCAUCUUCACCGGUCUGCUCUCUGUGGCUUUCCUGGGCCGACGGCUCAAAUCUAGCCAGUGGAUCGGCAUCCUCAUCACCAUCCUGGGCCUGGUCAUCGUGGGCCUCGCAGACCUCCUCAGUGGGAAUAAAGACGACUCACACAAAAUGAGUGAUGUCAUUACGGGAGACCUUCUGAUCAUCAUGGCUCAGAUCAUUGUCGCAGUUCAAAUGGUCCUGGAGGAAAAAUUUGUUUACAAGCAUGACGUCCAUCCUCUUCGGGCUGUUGGUACUGAAGGAUUUUUCGGUUUCAUUGUCCUGUCGCUGCUGCUCAUCCCCAUGUACUUCAUCCACGUGGGUAACUUCAGUAACAACCCUCGACAGGUUUUGGAGGACGCUCUGGACGCCUUCUGUCAGAUCGGCCACCAGCCUAUGAUCCUCCUGGCACUGCUGGGCAACACGGUCAGCAUCGCCUUCUUCAACUUCGCGGGGAUCAGCGUUACUAAAGAGAUCAGCGCCACCACCCGUAUGGUGCUGGACAGCCUGCGUACGCUGGUCAUCUGGGUGGUCAGUCUGGCGCUGGGUUGGGAGCAUUUCCACGGUCUGCAGGUGCUUGGCUUUUUAGUGCUGCUGCUGGGCACGGCCUUGUACAACGGACUGCACCGCCCCCUGCUGGCCAGGAUACCGUGCUGCGCCGGGCUGGUGGACUCUGAGGAGGAGCACAGUCCAGAGGAGAGGGAGAGGCUUCUGACUGGAGGCAGAGAACAGGCAGGAGACCAGAGCUGAACGCCAAACAUGGACUCCUGCACGGACACUUGACCUAGUAUUUGUCACAGACGCGACACUUAUCAUGAAUGCUGUCGGUGAUAGUUUCUUUUUAAGUUUUUUUUGGUUUUGUUUUGUUUUCUCAUGUUACGGUGUUGUAACGUGGAGAUUCACAGAUGAAGCUGUUUUAUUACAAAACAGAUUUUAAGCAGGGAUUAAUUCACUGAAAAAGAAAAUAAUUUACAGCCAUCAUUUACACUUUUUUAUUCUUAUUAUUAUUUUAGAAAAAUCCUUGAACUGGCUGGUUUUUUUUGGUGUUUUUAGUGCUAAUUAGCUAAAGCGCUAGUUUAGGAAAAUUACUAUUGCACAGAAAAGACACAUUUUUAGAUAAUUUUAGAUUUCAAAUGGUUUCUGAUGAUAAUUUUAAAGGUUCAGUUGUGUACACUUUACCUUGUAUUUGUCAGACACAACACUUAUCAUGAAUGCUAUCAGUGAUGGUCUCCUUUUAAUUUUUUUUUUUUUUUUUUCUCAUGUUACAGUGUUGUAGCAUGUCAAGAUUCUCAGAUGAAGCUGUUUUAUUACAAAACAGAUUUUAAACAGGGAUUAAUUCACUUCAGAUUCCUUAAGAAAAUAAUUUACAGCCAUCAUUUACACUUUUUUAUUCUUAUUAGAAAAUCCUUGAACUGGCUGUUUUUUUGGUGUUUUUAGUGCUAAUUUGCUAAAGCGCUAGUUUAGGAAAAUUACUAUUAAACAGAAAAGGCACAUUUUUAGACAAUUUUAGAUUUCAAAUGGUUUCUGAUGAUAAUUUUAAAGGUUCAGUUGUGUACACUUUACCUUGUAUUUGUCAGACGCAACACUUAUCAUGAAUGCCGUCGGUGAUAGUCUCCUUUUAAUUUUUUAUUUUUUUUCUCAUGUUACUGUGUUGUAGCAUGUGGAGAUUCUCAGAUGAAGCUGUUUUAUUACAAAACAGAUUUUAAACAGGGAUUAAUUCACUUAAAAAGAAAAUAAUUUACAGCCAUCAUUUACACUUUUUUAUUCGUAUUAUUAUUUUAGAAAAUCCUUGAACUGGCUGUUUUUUUGGUGUUUUUAGUGCUAAUUUGCUAAAGCGCUAGUUUAGGAAAAUUACUAUUGCACAGAAAAGGCAAAUUUUUAGACAAUUUUACAUUUGAAAUUGUUUCUGAUGAUCAUUUUAAAGGUUCAGUUGUGUAAGAUUUAUUGGGAUUUAAGUGGAUCAAUUGAUUGUAUGUCCAUAAUCAUGUUGUCAUUUACAUAUAAUGGCCUGAAGACACGAAUCACAGUGUAAUCGUACAUAGCAUAGUUUGAUUGUAAUGUCUAAUUCAGUGGAGCAUAAACUACAUUCGUACUUCAUCAUUUUGAAAGGUACAUCUGUAAUGCAUUCUGUGUGAUAGAUUACGCCUCUGACAUUUAUGAUUCAUAGUCAGUAUUCAUGCGUUUGUUUCCCAGAGCAGAGACACAGAGGAUUACUGAUAUUACUCCCUGCUGGCACCAGCUCCCUUAUAACACACAUUUAGAAUUUCACUGUGCUACGGGGCUGGAAAGCUGGGAUCUGACUAAAGUUAACAUUAGACACUAACGUUGUAGUUUUGACACGCAAACAGGAGACAAUAACUAGUAAUUUAUGAUAGUUUCCUAUAACGUUACAUACACACAGAAUAAGGUACUGUUAUAUUAUGUAGAAUAAUUGUGUAUAUCAGUGUCACUUAUAUUAUAUUUUGCACUUGUUUCACAUUAAGGUUAUGGUUUUUGUCGAUUUUGGUAAUUAAUAUUAAUGCUAUUCUGUCUCUUCACUAUGUUUUUUUUUCCACAGAAAAACAUUAGGAAUAAUACAUUUCACUUAAUGGGCCACAGGACAUGAAAAUAUUGUCUGUGAUUAUCAGUUAUUUGGUUAUUUUAGAUUUUAGAGUAGUUAAAAUGAAGCUUACAUCUCUAGCUUUAACCAUUUUCAGGUUUAAUGUGGAUUUUACACCCGAAUGUAAAAGCAGGUGUAACUUCACACUGAUUUCUUCGACAGGAACAACCAUGUUUGCUUUGUUUCUAUUGUAGCACAGAACCUCUCUUUUUUUUUUUUUGCAUUUGAUAGCAAGCACUUUGCUUUCAUUUACUACUGUUGAAUGUGAAUGAGAGGUUUUUUCUUCUCAAAUAUAGCCGAGAACUGACAGACUUUCCAAUUUAUUCCAGUUGAAGGGCAUUAAUAUCGCUGCAAUCUGCAACUUCACCACUAGAUGCCAGUAAAUACCACACACUGAACCUUUAAUAUUGGUUUAAUGGUCCCCAGUGCAUUUUUUAAUGUCCUUAAUUUUAUAUAUUGUAAGAGCCAGUGUAAUUUUUUUUAUCCUAAUUUUGCCAAAGUUUUCUUUGCAUAUAGAGAACUGUUCACUGCCUUGAGACUGGAAUACACUCGAUGUUGUUUUACUGAAAUUCAGACAUCUCAAUUACACUUCAGUUGAAAAUAUUAUCAAAUAUAAAUAUGUAUAUUUGCAUUACAGUGAUUUGUACUUUGAUAUGUGGUUUACAACGUGAUCUAUACAUGUCAUUACAAAACCUUCACUGUUCAGUUGUUGAAAGCGUUGCCUGUCACGUUAAACAGGGGAAAAAAAAGGGAACAGUUAUUAAAUCAUUUACGGAAUCCUGA
Molecule: messenger RNA, 3878 nt
Organism: Sphaeramia orbicularis (orbiculate cardinalfish)
Lineage: Eukaryota; Metazoa; Chordata; Actinopteri; Kurtiformes; Apogonidae
Gene: slc35f6
Product: solute carrier family 35 member F6
Exons: 6
Coding region: 110-1246 (378 amino acids)
Biological process (GO): transmembrane transport
Cellular component (GO): intracellular membrane-bounded organelle; membrane
Molecular function (GO): transmembrane transporter activity
Source: RefSeq, a predicted model, not a curated record